This is a messenger RNA of Sciurus carolinensis (gray squirrel), 2592 nucleotides long. It is a transcript of the gene Gnb1, whose product is annotated as G protein subunit beta 1. The transcript is spliced from 13 exons. Gene Ontology annotation, biological process: G protein-coupled receptor signaling pathway. The coding region runs from base 382 to 1404 and encodes 340 amino acids. Gene Ontology annotation, molecular function: signaling receptor complex adaptor activity; protein binding. NCBI's taxonomy places the organism in Eukaryota, Metazoa, Chordata, Mammalia, Rodentia, Sciuridae. The record is from RefSeq and is a predicted model, not a curated record. Gene Ontology annotation, cellular component: cytoplasm; heterotrimeric G-protein complex.
CCGAGGCUGCGGGCAGGGGCCGCCGCGCCCAUCCCGAUGGCUGGAGGCGUCUGAGGGGCGGACGGCGGCGGCGGCGGGCGCGGGCGGCGAGGGCAGCGGGCCGGGACGGGAGCACCGCGGCGGACCCGACCAGCCUCGCCGGCUCUGCCCGCGGGCCGCGAGCGCGACGACCAGGCGGCGGCGUGGGCGCGUCAGGCCGGGCGAGGGCGAGAAACUGCAAGUGAGAAGAUAGUGGAGUAAAUUGAAGGAACUGAGUUGGCCAUCCAGAACUUCACAACCAGAGAAAAGACAAAUUUACAUGUGUCGGAGACCAGACCAGAAGCACUUCUGAAUUAAGAUCGCGGAUUCUUUGAGGUGGCAUUGGAGCACUAAGACCUGAAGAUGAGUGAACUUGACCAGUUGCGGCAGGAGGCGGAACAACUUAAAAACCAAAUUAGAGAUGCUCGAAAAGCAUGUGCAGAUGCAACUCUCUCCCAGAUCACAAACAACAUCGACCCAGUGGGAAGAAUCCAGAUGCGCACCAGGAGAACACUGAGGGGGCACCUGGCCAAGAUCUACGCCAUGCACUGGGGCACAGAUUCCAGACUUCUCGUCAGCGCCUCACAGGACGGAAAGCUCAUCAUCUGGGAUAGCUACACCACAAACAAGGUUCACGCCAUCCCUCUGCGCUCUUCCUGGGUCAUGACCUGUGCUUAUGCCCCUUCCGGCAACUACGUGGCCUGUGGUGGUCUGGACAACAUUUGCUCCAUUUACAACCUGAAAACUCGCGAAGGGAAUGUGCGUGUGAGUCGUGAGCUGGCGGGACACACAGGUUACUUGUCCUGCUGCCGAUUCUUGGAUGACAAUCAGAUCGUCACCAGCUCUGGAGACACCACGUGUGCUCUAUGGGACAUCGAGACUGGCCAGCAGACGACCACGUUUACUGGACACACUGGAGAUGUCAUGAGCCUGUCUCUUGCUCCUGACACCAGACUGUUUGUCUCUGGUGCUUGUGAUGCCUCGGCCAAGCUCUGGGAUGUCCGGGAGGGGAUGUGCAGACAGACCUUCACGGGCCACGAGUCGGACAUCAAUGCCAUUUGCUUCUUCCCAAACGGCAACGCAUUUGCUACCGGCUCGGACGAUGCCACUUGCAGGCUGUUUGACCUCCGUGCAGACCAGGAGCUCAUGACCUACUCUCAUGACAACAUCAUAUGCGGGAUCACCUCUGUGUCCUUCUCCAAGAGCGGGCGCCUGCUGCUCGCCGGGUACGACGACUUCAACUGCAAUGUCUGGGAUGCGCUCAAAGCAGACAGGGCAGGUGUCUUGGCUGGACACGACAACCGCGUCAGCUGCCUGGGGGUGACUGAUGAUGGCAUGGCCGUGGCAACAGGGUCCUGGGACAGCUUCCUCAAGAUCUGGAACUAACACCAGUAGCAGGUGGACGCCACGGAGACUGGAAGACCAUUCCGACCUUGAAGCGCUGCAGUGAUAGCAUAUCCUAUCCAACCGUACUAACGUGGACACCCACACUCCCCUCAGAACUUCAAAGGGCAAGAUCUUUUUCCUUCACCUAUUGCUGAAACCAAGAGCACAAUUCCCAUUAAGAGAAGGUCUCUGUGCUGUAAACUAAAACAAAUUGUGCAUUCCUUCCGGGGCCAUUGUCUUUGUUUUCUUUUUUUGUCUUGGAUGAGUUUUAAAAGGAAAUACUACAAUAAACAUGUUAACCAGAAGAUCACCCUGAGUGUAAUUGUGAGACAGACACGCCUUUCCACUAGCUGACUGGAACUUUAGACCAGUGGUCCUGUUUUGUGGCAUCCAUGCAGAGCCCGUUAAGGACUGUAUCUUGUGAUUGUUUCUGAAUUUCGAGUCACGUCCGUAGCAGGGUUCUGGAAGCUUUCGCACUUCCUUUUUUAAACAUACUCCUCUGUGUUCAGAAGUUAGGAAGACCAGUGUCUGGGGCAGGCCUCUGAUGCUGCUGGCGAUGCAGCAUAGUCGCUGGCUCAUUCUCUUCUCGUCACAGAUGGCUGUGGACGAGGAGCACUGAGAAGCAAGAGCGCGUGGUCAGAGUCCUGAUCCAGCUCCCUCCUGGCCCGUCCUCCCGCCCAGCUCCACCCAGCUGUCUCCACUCUCACCUUGGGUUUCCUGUGAAGGGAAGUUUGUAUUCCCCUAACACUACCCUGCCCCGCGUCAGGAACCUGUUCUCAAGAAAGAUGCCUGUCCUGUGCUUGGAUAGUCAGUCGGUUAUUUGUGUAUGAAACAAUGUACAAAUCAAUGUUUUGAAAAUAAUGAUCUCAGACUUUCUAAGUUGAAUUUUAAACACUUUGAUUGUUUGCCAUGUUGGGUGGUUUACUCUUAGAAUCGCAUGCUGUAGAAAUGCUCACUGCACAUAGGACUCAGUCCUUAGGUGUUCUUUUCUUUUAAGAAAUACCCUCUUAAAGCUGUAACCGUGGCGGCUCUGUCCACUUCCUGUCGCUACUCUGCACACAUAUCGGAAGCAGCAAGCGCUCUACACGUCUGAGUAGCGGGAUAAGUCACUGUUUUCUUUACUUCUUUAAAAAAAAAAAAUGCAGUCCUGUUGCGAAUGAUUGCUGUUGGAUUCUGAGGGAAGGGGUG